Molecule: messenger RNA, 3819 nt
Organism: Centropristis striata (black sea bass)
Lineage: Eukaryota; Metazoa; Chordata; Actinopteri; Perciformes; Serranidae
Gene: aida
Product: axin interactor, dorsalization associated
Exons: 11
Coding region: 184-1107 (307 amino acids)
Biological process (GO): determination of ventral identity
Cellular component (GO): membrane
Molecular function (GO): phosphatidylinositol binding
Source: RefSeq, a predicted model, not a curated record
GUUGAGCAGGCAGAAAGGGCUUGGUCGGGGUGUCACUGGUGUGUCUGUGCGGCUCUGGACAGCUUGUUACCGGGCUGACGACGCCGCCUCUGCCGCCACCGCUGCUGCUGCUGAAGCCCCGUAGAUGAACCUCCUCCCCGGCUAUGCUGCCCUGAGAGAACCGCGAGUAUCCGCCCUGCCAACAUGUCUGAUGUCAACAAGACUAUUCAGAAAUGGCACGCCAGUUUUAAGAAAGGCACAGACUUUGACUCGUGGGGACAAUUAGUGGAGGCUAUAGAUGAGUACCAAAUUUUGGCAAGGCAGCUGCAGAAAGAGGUCCAGUCGACAAAUUCAACAGACUUCACAGAGGAGCAGAAGAAAACUUUAGGAAAGGUUGCAACAUGCCUGGAGAUGAGAAGUGGCAGUCUGCAGUGCACCCAGUCCAAGGAGGACUUCAAGCUGGAAGAGCUGAAGAAAGUGGAAACCAUAAUUCAAAAUAUUCUGACCUACAACAAAGAAUUUCCCUUUGAUGUGCAGCCGGUGCCCUUAAGAAAAAUCCUGGCUCCAGGUGAGGAGGAGAACCUGGAGCUGGAGGAGGAGGAGGACGCUGCAGCAGGAGCCGGUUCUACAGAAGCUUUCCCUCCCAGAGCCCCCGCUUCGCAAGGUACCUUGUUGCCACGUUUACCCUCAGAGCCUGGGAUGACACUACUCACAGUGAAGAUUGAAAAAAUCGGGUUGAAGGAUGCGGGGCAGUGCAUCGACCCGUACAUGACCAUCAGUGUUAAAGAUUUGAACGGUGUAGAUGUGAACCCAGUGCAGGACACUCCCGUGGCCUCCAGGAAGGAAGACACCUACAUCCACUUCAGUGUGGAGGUGGAGAUCCAGAGACACGUGGAGAAACUACCAAAAGGAGCAGCUAUCUUCUUUGAAUUCAAGCACUACAAACCCAAAAAGAGGUUCACCAGCACUAAAUGUUUUGCCUUCAUGGAAAUGGACGAGAUCAAACCUGGCCCGAUCGUCAUCGAACUGUACAAGAAGCCCACAGACUUCAAGAGGAAGAAACUGCAGCUUCUCACAAAGAAACAACUCUAUCUCCAUCUUCAUCAGACGUUACACAAGGACAGCUAAGUCGCAGCACGCCCUGAACUCUGAACCUGUUUUUAAAAAUCUCUCUAAAAUCCACAUACAGCAAAGUGUGGUGUUCCACCUCCUUACAUCGAGCAAUACGAAAGCAAGCAUUUUUUUUAACUUUUGGUCCAUGAGUAUAUGAAGAAAGUAAAGGGAGUUAGUCACAUCAGCUCAGACUUUUGUAUUCUUUGAUUUUGUUAAGUCAGGACGACCUCAAAAAACACUUAAAAUAAGUCUCUUACUAUUUAAAGAUACAGGACUUUUAUAUCACAGCAGUUAAAACUGUUAAACCACCUCAUCUCCAGUCUUCCUUGGCUCACUGAUUUUGGGAAACAUGGGUUAAAAGGUGAGUUUGUGCUGUUUGGAUUUUGGACCCUCAAGUUAAAUUUAGCCAAACAUUAAAAGCAACUAAUAAAUGCCAAACUAUGUUUUGUCAUGACAAAAAUUUUCAAAGGUGAAUAAAUAAACAGCCUCACUUUUUCGCUCCAUCAAACCACCAAAAGUUCCUUAUUUCUGUCAUAGUCCAGAAUGGUUUGUGUGUGCCAUAAUAAGCAGUUAAAUAGAUUAAUUUUAAAAAGCUAUUACAAACUGGUUAAUGAAAAUUGCAUUAUAAAAAUCUAAGUAGGAAUAGUGAUAAAAAAUCAAUUAAAUUCCACAGUUGAUUAUUCAGUUUUAUUUAUUGUUGCUUAAAGUUACUACAAGGAUUUUUUUUUAACUGGUUCUGAAACAAUGUCGCUUCAUUUACGGCUCAAAACAAGACCAUCAGUAAGAAGAUUGUCUGUUUCUGUGUAGUUAUUCUUAAUGACUGUACCCGGAUCCAAUUCACAGCAAAAUCAGACAAAAUCGUGCAGGUUUACCAGAACCACUUACAGCUCAGACUCUAGUGGGGGGCUCACCUUAACCCUUUAUCGGGCGAAGAACCGUAUUUGGUAACUUCGGCGGAUGUCCAAAAUAAAAAUAUUUAGAGAAAAAAGGUGCAAAUUUACUAGAUUAAAGUGGCAAAUCUACAAGAAAAAAAGUCGCAGAUUUAAGAGAUUUAAAGUGGAAAAUCUGCGUGAAAAAAGUCAGAUUUACGAGAAAAAAGAUUUUUUCACCACUUUAAAUCUCAUAAAUCUGAAUUUUUUUCUCGUAGAUUUGCCACUUAAAUCUUGUGAAUUUAUUUCUCAAAAUAUUAUCCCCCUACCCUGGGCCGUAUGUUGUUUUUUUUUUUACACAUUCUGGCAGUAUGUAAUAUCCUCCAAUAUUCUCUAGGGUUGAAAUUUGGAAUUUGCAAGUAUUUCAAUGAGUGCCCUAUUAAGGGUUAAUGCUCUGCUGAUGUCCUGUGUGCUAACUUCGUCACCGCUGCCUCCUGGGAGCUAACACAGACAGUGCGCUGCUUGCUCACGCCGUAUUGUUGGGCCUGCGGAGGGGAAGGGAGGCACAGAAGAACCAGAACCAGGACUGAACGGGGCAGACUGCCACAGCCAGCUGCAGUAAAAUUAGAGGAUAUCUAAAGGGAGUCUGGUGCUAAUUGAAACACUACCGCUUUUCUCCACAGAGGGGCGCCAAACUCAACACAAAAUUAAAAUUCCUUGCAGUAACUUUAAAUGACAAAUUAUUGAAUAUGAUCACAAAAUACAUUCUAACAUGUUCUCUAUUAAAUUAAAAUCUAUGUUAAUCCAUUUACUAAUGCAUCUGGUGAUCAUAUACAGUAUCAUCUCACAAUUUGUUUGUCUGCUUUAACAUACAGUUUCCAUUACAUUAAAGAGAUCAUAAAAUGGGAACUGCAAAAUUAUAUAUAAUAAACAUUAAACUAAAAAAAAAAGUCAGAAAUCAUCCUGGUGGCACACUCUAUAAUGGUUUGUUAUUUAAUCACAUGGUAUUUAAUUGAGCAGUGGCAUUUAUAAUUAUAGGUUAAAUAUACAGUUUGUGUUAUGAUGCACUGAACCAUUUUAUUUCUAUACUUCAACCCAAAGUGAAUAAAUAUGAUUACGACUUUGUAGCACUUAAAUGUUCCCAUAAUUCAGACGGACUCAACAUUUCAGUUCAGUGUUCAGCCUUCAGUAUAUAUUGGAUUUAGUUAAAUGUUUUAAUGUAUUGUUUAAAUAUGGUUUUAUAAUUGCAUUAAGAGUUGAGUGGAUGCAGCAUGGUUUGCAUGAUUCUGUAUUAAGUGUUGAACAUCCUGUCCACUUUUUUUUCUCAGCAAGCAGAAAUGCAGUGUUCCGAUUGGAUGUUUAUCAGCCAGCCAGUGUUUUUAAAAUCUAGUGUUACUUUGCAGAUCAGAUUUAUGUCUACAGUUAUGUUUGUUGUCUAGAGGAAGCAUUUUUUAUCUGCAGUUCAAGGACAGCAACUGUGCUUUCUGACUGUCUCUUAAGCCCACUACUUUUAUUUUGAAAUUCCACAUCACCCUGUUAUAAAGGGAUUUUUUUUUUACAAAAAUAAAAGCUGCAUUUUUUUUUGUUUCCAUUUUGAUUUUCCAGAUGUUCGUCUUCACUAAAACAUCUACAUUUUAAUAUUUGAUUUUAGAUUUUAUUUUUGUAAUGUCACAAUAUUCAGGACUGUAAAUUAACUGAAUUAUACUAACGGAUGGACAGACAGUAACUUUAUGUGUGUAUGAAGCGCUACGAUGUGGUAGGACUGAGACCUGUGGAGUGUUUUAGUUUCGUUGACAGACUGACGGGAAUUGUAUCAGACAUUUACAAUGCUUUUAAUUUCUAAUAAACUACAAAUGAG